AUGGCUGAACCUGCAACAGAGGACAAGCCUCAACAGUACUCCGAGUCGGAUAAGCGACCAUCGGUUGAGCCAGGUUCUGUAACAGCCUCUAAGACAGCUGACGUCGAGAUGAACAAGGUCAAUGAAAAGUCACUGCUUCGAAAGCUCGACAUUCGUUUGUUGCCUGCCGUCGGCAUCCUCUAUCUUCUAUCCUUCUUGGAUCGCAGCAAUGUGGGCAACGCGAGAAUCGAGGGUCUCGCAUCAGACCUUGGUAUGACGGGCAACCAGUACCUGACUGGUCUGACUCUCUACUUCAUCGGUUAUGUCAUCUUUGAGAUUCCGUGCAACAUCGUCCUCAAACGGACAACACCCAGGUUCUGGUUACCCACCCUCACCAUCCUAUGGGGUAUCGUGGCCACCCUGAUGGGCAUUGUUCAGGACCUCACUGGCUUCUUCAUCGCCCGUUUCUUUCUCGGUGUCGCUGAGAGUGGUCUCUUCCCCGGCGUAGUCUACUACUUCUCCAUGUGGUACAAGCGCCGCGAGAGACAGUUCCGCAUUUCACUUUUCUUCGGAGCCGCCGCCCUUGCCGGAUCCUUCGGUGGUAUCCUAGCCUAUGGCAUCAGCUUCAUGCGCGGCACCGUCUGGGAGCACGGUUGGCGCUGGAUCUUCAUCCUCGAGGGUAUCGCCACAGUCGUUGUAGCUGUGGCAGCGUACUGGUUUAUAUACAACUACCCAGACACUGCCGAGUUUCUCACGGACAAGGAGCGCAAGUUCAUCCAUGCCCGUCUGGCUUCAGAUAGCGAUGCCACCCACGACGAGAGCUUCACCUGGGACAAUGUCCUGCGCGCCUUGAAGGACCCAAAGUGCUGGCUCUACGGACUGAGUUUCCACACCAUGAGCUUACCUCUCUACACCUUCUCCCUGUUUUUGCCCUCCAUUAUCAGCGCCCUAGGCUACCGCGCCGCAACCGCCCAACUCCUCACCAUCCCGCCCUACGCCUUCGCCUUCCUCACCACCCUCACCGUCGCCACCGUUUCCGAGCGCCUCCACAAGCGCGCCAUCUUCAUCAUCGGCUCCGCCAUCUUCGCCAUAAUCGGCUACAGCAUGCUGCUCGCCAACAAAGACCCCAUCGCCCGCCCCGGUCUCUCGUACGCCGGCACCUUCUUCGCUGCGGGAGGUAUCUACCCCGCCACGGCCCUGGCCCUGUCCUGGCCAGCCAUUAACGUAUCGGGACAGACCAAGAGGGCGGUGGCGAACGCGAUGCAGAUCAGUAUCGGCAACUUGGGCGCUGUGCUGGGCACGCAGUUGUACAGGAGCGGGGAUGGGCCGAGGUAUAUCGUCGGUCACAGCUUUGCGUUGGGGUAUCUGGCGGGGAACGUAAUUGUUUCGAGCCUGCUGUAUUUCAUCUUGAGCAGGGAGAAUAAGAGGCGGGAUGGGAUUGCGCCGGAGGUGGAGGAGGUUGGGCAUUUGGUGGAUUGGGACGGGGAUGAGGAUCCUAGGUGGAGGUUUCAGUACUAG
Messenger RNA from Sordaria macrospora k-hell, 1497 nucleotides. RefSeq lists its product as uncharacterized. Gene Ontology annotation, biological process: transmembrane transport. Gene Ontology annotation, cellular component: membrane. The record is from RefSeq and is a predicted model, not a curated record. Gene Ontology annotation, molecular function: transmembrane transporter activity. Lineage: Eukaryota; Fungi; Ascomycota; Sordariomycetes; Sordariales; Sordariaceae.